ACGGCCCCCAGCGAAUUUAAUGCAUCCGCAGCUUUAUAGUUUAUCCAACAAAUCUCAACGAAAACUGAAUAUAUAUCAUACACCCAACAAAUUAGUUAUCUCACUGCAGUUUGGUUCAUCUCUCUCUCUCUCUCUCUCUCUAACCUUCUCAAGCGUCUGGGUGCCCUCCCCUCCUCUCCCAUUUUUAUCCACAUCCACCAUUGCUCUCCCUCUCUCUCUCUCUCUCUCUCUCAAUCGGAUCUUCGCAUUUCUUGGAAGGAUCUACGCCAUGUCACGCCCCUGAUUUGGCUGAAUCUGCAAUCGCUAGUGUGUUGAUGAAGAUAAUGAGAAGAAGGAACUGAUGAAUUCGUGUUGUUUUAUGGAUCGUGUGGAAUGGGACCGACAGGUGUCGUGACCGCGUGUGGAGAAGGGUUGAGCCAUGGCGAGCAAGGUUGCGGGGAGCUGGAAGGACUCGUACAGGGGCAUGUCCUCUGAUAACAUCAAGGGUUUGGUCUUGGCUCUCUCCUCUAGUUUUUUCAUCGGGGCAAGCUUCAUUGUCAAGAAGAAGGGAUUGAAGAAGGCCGGUGCAUCUGGUGUUAGGGCGGGUUUUGGUGGUUAUUCUUACCUAUACGAGCCUCUUUGGUGGGCUGGCAUGAUAACAAUGGUCGUUGGUGAGGUUGCUAAUUUUGCAGCAUAUGCCUUUGCGCCAGCUAUUCUAGUCACUCCUCUUGGUGCACUCAGUAUCAUUAUCAGUGCUGCACUUGCACAUAUAAUUUUACAGGAGAAGCUACACAUUUUUGGGAUUCUUGGUUGCAUUCUUUGUGUUGUGGGAUCAACUACAAUUGUUCUACAUGCUCCUCAAGAACGUGAAAUCGAUUCUGUGAGGGAAGUGUGGGAUCUUGCUACCAAGCCAGCUUUUCUUUUUUAUGCAGCUUUGGUGAUAGCAGUAGUUUUCAUACUCAUAAUUCAUUACGUCCCACAAUAUGGGCAGACACAUAUAAUGGUUUACAUUGGAGUUUGUUCACUUGUAGGCUCAUUGUCGGUUAUGAGUGUCAAGGCACUUGGGAUUGCUUUGAAGUUAACAUUUUCGGGAAUGAAUCAAUUGCUAUAUCCCCAAACAUGGGCCUUCGGAAUUGUUGUUCUUACAUGUAUCAUUACUCAAAUGAACUAUCUAAACAAGGCUCUUGAUACAUUCAACACAGCUGUUGUGUCGCCUAUAUACUAUGUGAUGUUUACAUCAUUAACCAUUUUGGCCAGUGUAAUUAUGUUUAAGGACUCAGAUCGGCAAAACCCAACUCAAAUUAUCACAGAGAUGUGUGGAUUUGUGACCAUCCUUUCUGGGACUUUUCUUCUUCACAAAACAAAAGACAUGGUUGAGGGUUUGUCACCAUCUGCGCACAUGCGCCUCCCUAAGCAUACGGAAGAAGAUGAAUAUGAUUGUGAAGGUAUCCCUCUUCGGCAUCAGGAAUCCUUGCAAUCAGCAUAAAUGUAUUCUUUAAUUCAUUGAUCUGCCGUUGGGGGUGAAACAUUGCCAUCAUCAACUUGUAUCUUAUAACAUAUUGGGCUGGGCCAAUAACCUUUCAAAAUUCUGUGCGCAAGGAUGGCAACGAAUCUUCUUGGGUUGAAAAGAAACAGAAUGAGCUGAUUACUUACCAGUCCUGCCAUGUCUGCUUCUCCCUUCCCUUGUUCUUAUAGGGGACAGUUUUUGGAAAUUGUAAUGACCAGCACAUUGGUUAUAUACAGUGUAUCUGUGAGUGGGAGAAAAAGAGGUGGGGAGAAAAAAAAAUACAGAAGCCCCCAUCAUAUUGAAUCAGAAUUGUUGCUCAAAAAAACCAAAUUUUCAAUGGGAAGUGGCCCUCGUAAUUCCUUCUGAGUAUCUGAAACCGUUUAACGGAUGGAGUUGGUUGACUCUUAUGCCAGCAUGCCUCUUUUCGGAUCAAUUCAAAUUAUUCAUAUUGGCUACAGUAAAAUGGCUGCCUGGUGCAGCACUUUGAGACAUGGAUAAAAUGGAAGGUUUAUUCAUCAUUUAUUGUUCAA
Messenger RNA from Malania oleifera, 2016 nucleotides. RefSeq names its product probable magnesium transporter NIPA4. Gene Ontology annotation, cellular component: membrane. Gene Ontology annotation, biological process: magnesium ion transport. NCBI's taxonomy places the organism in Eukaryota, Viridiplantae, Streptophyta, Magnoliopsida, Santalales, Ximeniaceae. Bases 419 to 1465 code for a protein of 348 amino acids. The transcript is spliced from 9 exons. Gene Ontology annotation, molecular function: magnesium ion transmembrane transporter activity. The record is from RefSeq and is a predicted model, not a curated record.